AUGAAAUAAUAAUUUUUAAAAUUAAAUCUAGAGCCUUCAUAAUAGGAGCCAUCCUGCGUCACUUUAGAAAACUGGAUUGAUUAAUUAUAAAACCCAGAUUUUAGAAUAAAUUUAAAUUAAUGCUAAGAAGAGAAUGAGAUGAUUAACCUAUUCCCAAUAGUUGGUUAUGGAAUAUAGGUAAGGAUUCAUAAAAUCGAUAACUAAAAUGCCUUCAAAAUAAAAAUUUUAGCAAUUUCAAAAGUAGAGAAAAUUAUAGACUUAUCAACCUUAAAUUAACCAUCAAGAGACAAGCCAAAUUUUAUUUUGCCAUUAUUAAAAAAAAAAGAAUAAAAUCAUGACCUUUUGAAAUGCGAACUAUUUCAAAGAAAAAUUUCAUACUUAUUGACAAAAAACAAUCAAAUAUUUAUAGAAAAUUCAUAUUUACUUGUAAUGCAAAGUACACUAAAAUAUUUAAUAACGAUUUAUGAAUAAUCAGGAUGGUAGGAUGAAAUUAUGGAAGAAAUAUUUGAAGUUUGUUAGCAAGUAUUUUUAGAAUCAAAAUUAUAUAAUAGUUAAAUUAAGAGUAGUGAUUUUAAAGCAUCAUAAUUUAAAUUGUUGAAUGUUUUUUGUUUGUUUAAAAAAUAAAAAAUUAAUGAAGAAGAGAUAUAUUAGUAUUUUAUAAAGCCUAAAUUAGAAAGUAAAGCUUUUUAUUAAUAUGAUUUGAAUGAUUAAGAGUAAAAUGGUUUGGGAGCAUUUUUUGAUUGUUUAGAAAUCAGAGAUGAUCAAAUAAGUUUUGAAAAUAUAUAAUCAGAUAUUGAACAUUAUUUAGAUGAAAACAAUUAUUUUUAUCUAAGAAUUUUUUAUGGAAAACAUUUGAGUAAAUUAAUUAAAUAUUUUCUAACUAAAUAAACAAUAAAGGAUAAAUUAAAAAAAGAGUUGUUUUUUAAAGUUAAAGAAGGUUCAGAAGAGAUUAAAUAAUUAAUAUCAUUAGGAAAAAUUAAUGAAUAGGAAGUAAAUAAAUUAAAUGAAUCAAAAACCUUAAUAGUAAAUUUCGUACAAUCAACAAUUCAUAAAAAUUUAUUGAAUAGACUAAUAAAAUAUAGUUAUAAUUAAGAAAACAUAUAAAAAUUUUUUGAGUCUUUAAACGAAGCAAUAUAAAAGGAUAAUUACUAUGCUUUUCUAUAAAGAAAUGUAAAGUAUGAUGAUUUAGUCUAAUCCUAUCAUUUGAAUAAUUUAUUAAAUCCAAAAAAUGGUUCAUAUGCAGAUGGUUUAUAUUAAUUGGCUAUAUAUAUUGAAGGAAAAAUAUUAAAAUAAAUUUCUAUAUUGUAAUUAAAAAAAAAAGAUUAUGAAGAUUUUGAAAUUUUUAAAUAAAAUUAAGUGAUUCAAGAAAAAAGAUAGAUGAUACAGGUAUAUUUGAAAAUUUUUGGAGUAACUGGAUAAAAUGCAGAAAGUAUGGAGAAAAAUGUAUUAGAAAGAGUCUCAGAAAUAUGUUGGAUAAAUUAUUCAGCUUCUAAGAUUAAUUUCUAAAAAGAGGAGGAAAUAAUUAAUUUUUAUUAAUUGGUAAAAUGUUUUCCUGAAAAAAAUUUUGACUUAGAUAUCUAUUAGAAAUAUUUAAAUGAUUAAGUAAGAUUUUGUUAUAAAAUAAAAUAACAAACAUCUAAUUUUAAAUAUUUUGAAAAAUUCGAAAAGUAAUAAUUAAUGAAUUUAUUACCAAGAGAUACAACUAAAGCUAAUUAUUUUAUGAAAAUCUUUUUAGUUUGGAAAAAUUAAAAAGAAUAGUAAUCUCAAAAAUGA
This is a messenger RNA of Paramecium sonneborni, 1773 nucleotides long. The record is from the annotation of a GenBank genome assembly. Lineage: Eukaryota; Ciliophora; Oligohymenophorea; Peniculida; Parameciidae.